Messenger RNA from Pseudophryne corroboree (corroboree frog), 1558 nucleotides. RefSeq names its product pyruvate dehydrogenase complex component X (gene PDHX). NCBI's taxonomy places the organism in Eukaryota, Metazoa, Chordata, Amphibia, Anura, Myobatrachidae. Gene Ontology annotation, cellular component: pyruvate dehydrogenase complex; mitochondrion. Gene Ontology annotation, biological process: pyruvate decarboxylation to acetyl-CoA. The record is from RefSeq and is a predicted model, not a curated record. The transcript is spliced from 11 exons. Gene Ontology annotation, molecular function: acyltransferase activity. The coding region runs from base 1 to 1458 and encodes 485 amino acids.
AUGGCGGCCUCCUUGAGACUCGGCUGUCAGGGGAUCGUUAGGUCACUGGUGGCGGCGGCGGCUGUCCGGGGCCAGGUCGACGGGCUGAGGCUGCUGCACACGGCUGGGAGGCGAUGGGGGGUGCCCUCUGCCGAAGUCUUCAUGCCGGCGCUGUCUCCCACCAUGGAGGAAGGCAACAUUGUGAAAUGGUUGAAAAAGGAAGGUGAGAUGGUAAAUGCAGGAGAUGCGCUGUGUGACAUUGAGACGGACAAGGCCGUGGUCACCAUGGAGUCCAGUGAUGAUGGAAUACUGGCCAAGAUUAUGGUUCAGGAAGGCAGCAGGAAUGUGCGGCUCGGGUCCCUAAUCGCGCUACUGGUGGAUGAAGGACAGGACUGGACUCAGGUGGAGAUUCCCAGCUCCCCUCCACCAAUCACAGUCCCAGCAGCUGCUGCCAGUGUGACCACAACCCCACAGAAGGCUUCUGCUCAGCCUGGGAAACUUGGGCUCCGAAUAAGCCCAGCUGCUCGACACAUCUUGAACACACAUGGUGUGGACCCAAAAGCUGUCCUUCCCUCCGGCCCCCGUGGGAUUAUCACGAAGGAGGACGCUCUACGCGUUGUGGCCCAGAAGACGGAAACCGGGGAGAAAGUGCUGCAGACAGCUGCUACUACGCUGCCAGAACCAGUAACACUAUCCGCUUCACCACAGCCUGUGCCUCCACCGCCUGGCUCCCAGCGCCCGUCUGUACCCCCAAUAUCUAUCCCGGGGAAGCCCCUCACUCCGGGAACGUUUUCAGAAAUACCAACCAGCAACAUCCGAAAGGUUAUUGCCAAGAGGUUAACGGAAUCCAAGUCCACCAUCCCUCACGCCUACGCCACCGCGGACUGCGACCUUGGGGCGGUUCUCAAACUUAGGAAGGAUCUGGCCAAAGAUAACAUUAAAGUCUCGGUGAAUGAUUUUAUCAUCAAAGCCACAGCGGUAACCCUCAAACAAAUGCCUGAUGUAAACGUCACCUGGAACGGCGAAGGGCCGAGCCAAUUGCAGUCCAUUGACAUCUCUAUCGCCGUGGCAACCGACCGAGGCCUAAUCACUCCUAUAAUAAAAGAAGCCAGCAGCAAGGGAAUUCAGGAGAUUGCUGACACGGCAAAGGUUUUGGCCCAGAAAGCAAGGAAUGGAAAACUCCUACCAGAAGAAUAUCAGGGAGGAUCCUUCAGCAUCUCUAACCUGGGUAUGUUUGGGGUCACCGGGUUCAGUGCUGUGAUAAACCCUCCGCAGUCCUGUAUCCUGGCCGUUGGGCGGUCCCGCACGGAGCUGGCCGUGGCUGCAGAUGAGGACGGUAACCCACAGGUCUGCCAGAAGCAGCUGCUGAACGUUACCUUGUCCAGCGAUGGCCGGCUGGUCAACGAUGAACUGGCAUCCAUGUUUCUGGAUCGCUUCCGAACCAACCUAGAAAACCCAGUCCAUUGUGCCCUGGUGUGAGUGGUUGCACUUUGUGUUAGUAAAUGGGACACAGCUUUGUUACAUGCAGCAAUCAAAUAUUGUUCAGGACGGAUUAAUAAAGCAAAAUAAGUUAUUAUAA